CUACUCUUGCUUCAUUUUUGUCUGUUAAACACCCGGCAAAGCAUGCACAAGCGAAUUCUCAAAACGUUGAGUUGUUUUGCAAGAUGCAAUGCGUGUCGACUGUACAAAGUAGAACACCACGCCGUUUCUCUUAACUUCAGAGUAGGGCACGUGUAUCCAUUCAAAUACCUCCACGUAAGCGUUUCGGAGAUGAGGCGCGCCAAAGAAGAAAGCUCAUCGUUUAUUCUCCCUAUCCUUGUCUCUGUAACUUGCAAGCUUCCCAUCAAUGGCUUCUCCUUUGUCUUCUUCCACCGUCGUCUCUCACCGCCUUUUUUUUCUCCAUCCUUCACCUCUCAAUCGCAAAUUCCUCUUCGUAAAACCCAAAUUACCCUUUAAUCGAACCAAUUCCGGAGAUUUCCGCAUGCGUCUGCAUUCUACAUCCAGUAAAACUGGCACUAAGGAACUUAUACAUUCCUGCAAUUCUUCAAUUGAUUCGAAGUUGAACACUUUUGAAGCUGGAUCUAAAAACCUCGAGAAAUUGGUUGCAACGAUAUUGAUAUUUGUUCAAGUAUGGUCUCCAUUGCCCUUGUUUGGUCUAGACUCUGCUUACAUUUCACCUGCAGAGGCAGUUCUUUACUCUCCGGACACUAAAGUUCCAAGAACUGGAGAACUUGCUCUAAGAAGGGCUAUACCUGCUAAUCCAAGCAUGAAGAUAAUACAGGCUUCGUUGGAAGAUAUAUCAUAUCUUCUCAGAAUUCCUCAAAGGAAGCCUUACGGUACCAUGGAGAGCAAUGUAAAGAAAGCUUUAAAGGUGGCUAUAGAUGAUAAGGAUAAGAUCUUGGCUAGUAUACCAGUAGACUUAAAAGACAAGGGCUCAGAACUGUAUACAACUCUGAUUGAUGGAAAGGGUGGACUACAAGCACUUAUAACGUCUAUUAAGAAACAAGAUCCUGAUAAAGUGUCCCUUGGGCUGGCAGCAUCACUAGAUACUGUUGCGGAUCUGGAGUUAUUACAGGCAUCUGGGUUGUCAUUUCUACUUCCUCAGCAGUACUUAAACUAUCCCAGGUUAGCAGGAAGAGGAACUGUGGAAAUCACCAUUGAGAAAGCUGAUGGUUCGACUUUUUCAGCUGAAGCUGGAGGUGAUCAAAGAAAGAGUGCUACAGUACAGAUCGUUAUAGAUGGAUAUUCAGCACCUCUAACCGCAGGGAAUUUUGCAAAACUGGUAACUAGCGGUGCAUAUGAUGGAGCCAAACUCAAUACUGUAAACCAGGCUGUUAUCACAGAGGAUGGGAGUGGUAAGGUGGAGAGUGUUAGUGUUCCAUUGGAAGUAAUGCCUUCUGGACAAUUCGAACCUCUCUACAGAACGCCAUUGAGUGUCCAGGAUGGGGAGUUACCAGUGCUUCCUUUAUCGGUUUAUGGAGCUGUAGCAAUGGCGCACAGCGAAAACUCAGAAGAAUACUCUUCUCCUUACCAAUUCUUCUUCUACCUAUACGAUAAAAGAAACUCUGGCUUAGGAGGAUUAUCCUUUGACGAAGGACAGUUCUCGGUCUUCGGAUACACAAUAGCAGGAAAAGAUAUUCUCGGGCAGAUCAAGACUGGAGAUAUCAUCAAAUCUGCAAAACUAAUUGAAGGCCAAGACCGCCUUAGUUUGCCUGUUCAAAACAACAACAUCAACGAAUCCACUUGAUUCUUUUUCUUUCUUUACAUCCAAAACGUUCUAAGACUUUCUUGUCCAUAAACAGAGUGCUAAGAGUUUCAACUCUCUGCAAUUGGGUAUGAUUCUUAUUGGAUUUCCAACAUUACAAGAAAAAGAAAAGCUUUGAGCUC
Arabidopsis thaliana (thale cress) is the source of this 1806-nucleotide messenger RNA. Its product is annotated as Cyclophilin-like peptidyl-prolyl cis-trans isomerase family protein. The record is from RefSeq and is marked reviewed. NCBI's taxonomy places the organism in Eukaryota, Viridiplantae, Streptophyta, Magnoliopsida, Brassicales, Brassicaceae. Bases 266 to 1666 code for a protein of 466 amino acids. The transcript is spliced from 12 exons. Gene Ontology annotation, cellular component: chloroplast thylakoid lumen. Gene Ontology annotation, molecular function: peptidyl-prolyl cis-trans isomerase activity.